GUGUGAAUGAAUGAAUUGUAUUCUUCGUCCAGCCCAGAGUCACAAAUCGUGCUGACUGUCUGGGAGAAAAACAAAGCUUUUUACCCAAGAUGCAGCCAGAGAAGGACGCUUCUUCAAAAGCCAAAACCAUUUAUCAGAUUCUAUUGCUAUGCUUCGGUUUCAACAAUUCAGGUGACGUGUUGGCAGUGAACAUGACUAUCCCCAACACUUUGAUUCGAGGAGUAGUCGGAGGGGAGGCCCUUCUGUCCGUCCGAUACAGCAGUCUCAGCCUGGAUGUGCCRGUCAUCAAGUGGCAGCUCAAGAGGGAAAAGUCUGUCACCGUCGUCCAGACGAUCGGAACAGUCAUCAUUGGGACGUUGAGGUCAGAGUAUCAAGAUCGCAUCCUGAUCUUUGAGAACGGGACUCUGCUUCUGCACAACCUCAGGCCCUCUGAUGAUGGAACUUAUGACGUGGAGAUCUCAAUCACAGAUGAUGUCUUCACAGGAGAGGGCAGCAUCACACUCACUGUGGAUG
Messenger RNA from Austrofundulus limnaeus, 513 nucleotides. Its product is annotated as hepatocyte cell adhesion molecule. The record is from RefSeq and is a predicted model, not a curated record. NCBI's taxonomy places the organism in Eukaryota, Metazoa, Chordata, Actinopteri, Cyprinodontiformes, Rivulidae.